Molecule: messenger RNA, 5431 nt
Organism: Schistosoma haematobium
Lineage: Eukaryota; Metazoa; Platyhelminthes; Trematoda; Strigeidida; Schistosomatidae
Exons: 29
Coding region: 1-5349 (1782 amino acids)
Source: RefSeq, a predicted model, not a curated record
AUGAGCCAAGUAAAGUUGUUGACUGCGGCAUUCACUAAGAUUCCUCAUUAUGAAGAACAUAUCGCUGUUCAAAAUCUGCCUUUUUCAGUUGAUCCUAUUUUAUUGGAAUCAGAUUAUCAGCUUGUUUUACCACCAUUAGUUACUGAUAAAUGCACGGUAUCACAACAAAAGUGUGAUUCCACUAACAUAUUACAACGUUUAACCUCUCAUCGAAAACAAAAACAUAAGGACCGGUUGAGACAAUGGCAUGAAAAGCUUUCGGAAAUUAGCCAAGAUAUUGAAAACCAAGUAAAAGAAUGUUGUGAAACUACUGCUGACUUAUUAAAUACUAGCUGGGAAAGACAAAAUCAAAUAUUAAAUGCAAAUCAAUCUGAUGAACAUUUAUUGAACUUGGAAAUAUCUGAUUUAGACUGUAAAUGGAAUCAAGUUGAUCAUGAAUAUAUUCAACGUAGAAAUGAAAUUAAUCAUUUAGAAAAUCAAUUAUAUUCAAUUGAAAAUAAACGGAUUAAUCAAAUAAAACAGGAAUUUCAUGAAUUGACAGAUUAUUUAAGUAAAUAUUCACAUUUAACACCAAAUGAAUUACAAAUCGUAUUACAAAAAGAAAUAUUUACAAUUGAUAUUGAAUUAUUGGAAAAUCGUCGUGAAUUAGCUAAUCUAAUUAAAAAUCUUCAUCUUGCUGAAUUAAUGCAUCAUCGUUUUACUAAUCUUACAUGGUCUGAACAACGUAAUCGUUGGCAAAUCAUAAAUAUCAAUGAAGCUGUACAUAAUUUUCGAAUUUGUCUUAAUGAUGAGAAAUUCCGGUAUCCUAAUGAUGUCAAAAUAAAGAUAAAUGAUUUAACAACAAACAUAACUGAAUUUGAAAAGCGAAAAGAUAAUCUUAUCAAUGAAUUAUGUGAAAAUUUGGUACCAUCAAAUAAUAUGGAAGAAUUUCUAGAAAAUUGGGAUAUUAAAAUUAAACAGUUAUUUACUGAAUGGGAUGAAAUGAAUCAAAACGCUCUGAAUUCCAUAUAUAAAGCUUAUGAAGAUAAUUCACAACAGUGUAUCGAUCAAAUCCAACAGAUGAAAAACAUUUCAAAUUUUUCAAAGGAUAACGUUAGGUUUCUUAUGAUGUAUGACAGUGUGAAUCAAAUGUUACAUCGUAAAUUGAUCAACUCAAUGGAUGAAAUUGAAAAUUUAAUUAAAGAAAAUUGUAUCACCAUUUUAGGUGAAUUACAAAGUCAAUUUGAAAAUAAUUUAAAUUAUCUUGAUCAUUGUUUCUCAUGGUGUUUAUCUAUAUGGUUAAAUGAAUGUAUUCCAUUAUUAUUCAAAUUUAGUCAAAUCCUAAUUCAAUUAUGGCAAUUCUAUGCUCAUCUACCUAUUGUUCAUUUAAAAAAUGAAUUAAAUUUUAAUUUACUUAAUAUAAAACAAGUAGUAUAUGAUGAAAUUUUUAAAAAAGAUGAAUUGAUUAAUUCAUUAAUUGAUUUAUUAAGACAAAGUUCAACAGAACAAAUAAUUAAUGAAAAAUUACAAGAAGUAAUUAAUUUAUUCAAUGAAAUUAGUGUAAAUUACAAAUCACUAUAUGAUAAACAAUUACAAUUUCUAGAUACAUAUGUAAAACAAAUAACCACUGUUAUCGAUUUAUGCGAAACUGCUAUUUGCCGAUUUUUCGGUGUAACCCAUUGUACAAAACAACAAUCUUUACAUUUGGAAAAAAAAAUAAAUCGUCAAACACCAAUCAAUAACAUAGUUACACUUGGAUUUGAAAAAUAUAUUUGUAUACAACAACAACAUCUAUCACCAUCAGCACUACAACAACCACAACCACCAUCACCAUUACCACCACAGCAACAACCAUCACCACAACCACCACCAUCACCAUCACCGCCACAACAACAACAAUUCGAUGGAAAUGUUUCUAAAUUAAAUCAUAUUUUCUAUUAUAUAAAACAUCAUGAUAUUGCUAUGGAUGAUUUAAUUAAAUUUUUACAAUCAGAAAUGAAAUCUAAUUCUACAUUGAAUAUAUUUAUUGAUUAUUUAAUUAAAAAUAUUCAAUUAACCGGUAUUAUCACUGGUAAUGAAAUGAAUCAUUUGAAUGAAAUCAAUAAUAAUUUAUCAAUUAAAUUCAUUAAAAAAUCAAUAAAAUCAGAUCAUACAAAAAAUAAUGAUACUCAGUUAUUGAUUAUCAAUAAUAAUAAUAAUAAUAAUAAUAAUAAUAAUAAUAAUAAUAAUAAUGAUGAAAAUAAACCAAUUACUGUAAAUAAUUAUGUAACCGAUUAUAUUCAACCAAUUAAAAUUGAAAAAUGUUUAAAUCUAAUCAAACAUGUUAAAGCAAUCGUUCGUAUAAAAAUAUUAGAAUAUUUGGAACAAUGGAAGAAUACAACCAUAUUAGCCGUAAAAGAGGAAGUUAUAGUUAGAAAAACUGAAAUAGACGAUGAAUAUCAACUGCAACUCAAACUGCAUGAACCACGUAUUCGUCGGGUGAAAGAAGAUGUGGCAAAUGUAAGAUUAACUGAAUUAGUUUUUCAUCAAACACGUAUUGAACGACAUAUAACCUCAGUGAAUUUAAUAUUAAAUGAAAUGAAAAUUAAUUCAACUAAAAGUUUAAUUGAAACAUUAAAUAAAUCUGAAGAACAAAUGAAUGAAGCAAUUCAACAAUCAAUUGAUUCAACUAUUAGUAAAGCAACAAAAUCAUCAACAUUAUUAUUAUUACGAAAACGUAUAGAAAGCUUCGCUGAAUCUCAUACUCAAUGUGUACGUCAUGCAUUGAAAGAGUUUCGUCAAAAUUUUGAAAAUCAAAUACAAACUUUAAACAAUUCCAAUUUAAAAUUGAUUGAAUCAUUAGAACUUUUUAUUGAUGGAGGCAAUUUUUCAACUAUUGAAGCCAAAAAAUACACAAUCACAUUAAAUCAAUUAAGUAAAACAAUUCAAUUAUUUGAAGAAGAAAUUAUUGGUCAUAUAGAAUCCAUUGAAAAAGAACGUCAAUUAAUAACCGAUAAUAAAUUGAAACAAUUUGACAUUUAUUUAAAACCAUAUUUAGCUGAUGUUAUUUAUAUGGAGAAUAUGAUACGUUGUAUAACCAAUACACAAGUACAAAUCAAAGCACAAACUGAAGAUAGUUCAAGUCAAUCAAAAUUAUUAAUCGGUCAAAUUGAACAAUUUCAAUGUUUAUUAAAAUCACUUAAUGAAACAAAUCAAAUUCUAUCAAAUACAUUAUUGAAUAUAACAUUAGCUACUACUACCAAUACUACUACUACUACUACUACUACUACUACUAAUAAUAAUAAUAAUAAUAAUAAUAAUAAUAAUAAUACAUUACAACAAUUAAAUAUGGAGGAGAGAAUCAUGCAAAAAGAUUUAAGUAAUAAAGCAAUUGAAUUACUGACUAGAAUUUGUAUCAAUGCAUCAGAUCGUUGUGUAUUUUUAAAUUGUCUACGUAGUCAAUAUGUCAAUGAUGAUUAUGUUGGAACAACUGAUCCAAAUGAAUUAUCCUAUGAGAAUAUAAUUGGAAAUAAUAAAGAUAAUUUAACAGUGAAUAAAACAAAACUACAAUCGGUAUCACAAAAUCCUUCCAUAAAUAUUCAUUCCAUUAAAGCUGAACAAAUCAAACAACCAACUAAUCAAUCAUCAUCAUUAUUAUUAACUAAUAUGAAUAUACAAAAUGCAUUACAAAUUAGUCGACCAGGACGAUUAUUCACUGAUGAUUCAUGUAUUCAACUUAUACAAAAUAUAUUCAAUGAACAUAAUUCAAUUGAUGAGAAUAAUAUGGAGAAAAUGAAAAAUAUUACACCAAAUCAAUUGAUUGACAAUACGUCUAAACGUAAUGAUAAUAAAUCAUAUGAAUCGACUAAUUUGAAUAGUAAUAACAACAAUAAACAAGUAUUAUUGGAUGAUAAUCAAAAAUUAGAACCACUCCCAGUUAAUACAUCAAUAAAAAGUCAUCGAGGUAAACGUGAGAUGAAUAGUUCAACCACAAAUGGAAUUGUACCUAAAACUAAUAGACGGAAGAAAAAUAUACCACAUCCAACUGCUAAUAAGACAGUUGUAAAACAUAAUCGACCUCAAGCAUAUUAUGAUAUAUUCGGUAAAGAUGUAACAUCUUUAGAAGAUUCUGUUGAAAUUUCUAAUUCAAAUAUGAAACAAAUCAAUAUUGAACAAGUAACAUAUGUUGGUCGUAUUCAAAAAAUAUGCCGUGAAAAUCUUCAUAAUGCAUUACAUUUAUCUGAAAAUUAUUAUCGACAAAAAGGUAUUCGGCAGCCAACACAUCCAGAUUUUAUCAAGUCCACAUUUGAUGAUGCUGCUAAUACUAUUGUUACAAAUUUAAAAACACUAUUCACUGAAGCAGAAUUAUAUCGUAAUUCAUGUGUAAAAGAAUUUUCUGAACAAUUGGAUAACAUUGAACAAUUAGCAAGUCAGUUACCAUGUUUAUUAUUUGAACAAAUAGUUAAUGAAAUUAAAUUGUAUAUAUUACAAGAGAUGAAUAUCCAUCAGAAUAGAAUAGAAUUUGAUUUAAAUCAAUUAAAUGAAUUACGUUCACUUGAUUCAUGUGUGGGUUUUGAUACUGCCCGAGUGCCCAGACCGAGGGUCACUCCUGGAGCCUUCAACCUAAAGAUAAAAUAUAAUAAUCAACUUCAAUUAGAACUUUGUCAUUUAAAAAAUCAAUAUCAAUUAAUGAUUUUAUUAAAACAAGAAAAUGAACGUCAAUUAAAUUUUAUUAAAUUAUUAAAUAAAUUAAAAAGAAUUAAAUUACAAAUUAUUCAUAAAGGUAGACAAUUAUUUAAUCAACGUUUAUCUCAUUUAACGGAUUAUUUAUUUAUUCGAUUAGAUAGUUUAAUUGGAUCAGAUCAAAUUGAUCAUCCAGACAAUGAUCAUGAUCCUCCUAAACCAAAGAAAUUAAUGAUUCAUAUAUUAGAUAAAUCAUUAACUCAUUUAAAUGAUAAUCAAAUAUCUUCAAAUGCUAAAGAAGAUCUAGAUCGUGGUAAACGAACAUGGGAAGGUGUCAAAUUCUCUGAACUUAUGAUACAAACAAAUGAUCAUUUGGAAUCAAUCAACAAUUUAACAAAAUCCAAUUUAAACAAACCAUUAAAACAUGAAAAACAAUCCAUGUUAAAAAGUUCACGUAAUAUUUUAAAUAAUAAUUCUACAGAAUUACAUAAUACUAAUCAAGAUGAUAAUUAUUGUAUAGUUAGUGCUAAAACUACAAAAGCUCAUAUGUCCACAUUAAAAUAUCGUGAUAUUGCUGUUGUGGAGUUUCGUUUAUUUACUCAAAAUUUAUUAGAAUUAAUAGAAAUGGAAUUUACUCAUGCAAUGAAAGAUAAUGAUAAACAUAAACAACAAUGGAUAGAAAAUGUAAAUCUUUUUAAUAAAACUUAAUUGAAUCAUAUAAAAUAAUGAUUAUACAUUUGUUCACAUAUUCUUGUAUACCAUUAUACAUAUAUAUACUCAGUAUAUUUUC